GUGGCCAAUUUAAUGAUGUUCACUAUCUCCAACGCCCCUGCUAUGCGGUAUAUUGUUUGGAAGCAAGUCUUUGAGACUCUAAGCACUACGCCGCCCGCACAACAGACGAGACCCAGGCUGAUGGAUUUACUUCGACCUGCUAUCCAACAAGAAGAGGCCAUGUGGGCAUACAUGGAAGACCUGGAGGAAUCAAUGUCCGUAGACAGCUUGAGACGACUGGCACCGGGACAGUUGACUUUUCGAAUCCGAGACCUAAUGGGUCUCGAAGAUACAAAUGAAGAUCCAAUGGACACUGUGAGCGCUGCUCAGCCUGACAUGGCCGAGGCGUACUUGGGGCCCAUGAUAGCCAUCCUCCAGUACAUCGCCAACGAUGGGAUUGAGUCCGAAACCGCCGUUCAGCAGACGCUGGCGGUUGAAAUAUUCGAAGAUUUUUGGAAAGGCCUCGUGAGCGACUUGAUGAAAGGCAAGUUAGCCUACGCGAUGAGAGAGCACCUUGGCCUCUUGGAAGGGCACUCGGCGCCUCGGUGA
This is a messenger RNA of Trichoderma asperellum CBS 433.97, 528 nucleotides long. RefSeq lists its product as uncharacterized. NCBI's taxonomy places the organism in Eukaryota, Fungi, Ascomycota, Sordariomycetes, Hypocreales, Hypocreaceae. The record is from RefSeq and is a predicted model, not a curated record.